AUGGCGUACCAGGGCCUGGCCGCGAAUGAAGACGGGGGCGGGCUGCACGGAGCGUCGGCGUGGCGCUGGGGUGGAAGCCCCUCUCUGCCGUUCACCAGCUGCGUGACUCCGCAGCAGCUGGCGCCCGACUUCCCCCUGGCCCACCCCGUGCAGUCGCAGCCGGGCCUCAGCGCCCACAUGGCCCCGGCCCACCAGCACAGCGGCACCCUGCACCAGUCGCUGACUCCGCUGCCCACCCUGCAGUUCCAGGACGUCACAGGUCCCUCCUUCCUACCUCAGGCCCUGCACCAGCAAUACCUCCUGCAGCAGCAGCUCCUGGAAGCCCAGCACCGCAGGCUCGUCUCGCACCCGAGGCGGAGUCAGGAGCGUGUGUCUGUCCAUCCCCACCGCCUCCACCCCAGCUUCGACUUCAGCCACCAACUCCAGACGCCUCAGCCCAGGUAUUUGGCUGAGGGCACUGAUUGGGAUCUCAGUGUGGACGCCGGCUUGAGCCCUGCCCAGUUCCAGGUGCGGCCCAUCCCUCAGCACUAUCAGCAUUACCUAGCGACUCCUCGAAUGCACCACUUUCCCAGAAACUCCUCCUCCACGCAGAUGGUUGUCCAUGAAAUCCGAAACUACCCUUACCCUCAACUUCACUUCCUUGCUCUCCAGGGACUAAACCCUAGCAGACACACCUCCGCAGUGCGGGAGAGCUAUGAGGAGCUGCUGCAGCUUGAGGACAGGUUGGGAAAUGUGACUCGGGGAGCAGUACAGAACACCAUUGAGAGGUUCACCUUCCCCCACAAAUACAAGAAGCGAAGACCCCAGGAUAGCAAGGGCAAGAAGGAAGAGGGGGAGGAGUCAGACACAGAUGAGAAAUGCACAAUUUGUCUGUCUAUGCUGGAAGAUGGAGAAGAUGUGAGGCGCCUACCCUGUAUGCAUCUUUUCCAUCAACUGUGUGUGGACCAGUGGCUCGCCAUGAGCAAGAAAUGUCCCAUCUGCCGAGUGGACAUUGAGACACAACUGGGAGCCGACAGCUGAGGGAGGAAUUAGCCAGUGGACGCCCCAUUUUCCUUCACCAGGUCCUCCCCACGGCCAUAGCCCUUGCAGCCAAACUUUGCCUUCUGAGCCAUUUGAUGUAGAGGAAAAGCCUGCAAGCACAUUUUGUGGAAAGAGGAGUUGGCAGUAUCCGUGUCUGAGGGAAAGGAGGGGUGGGGGGAGGACCCCCCCCAUCCAGAAUGGUGACUGUCCCCAUCCACCUCGCUGCGCGGGAGGGAGCUGGCCGUGCCCGGAGCAGGGGUGGGAAGGGGGGGCCCAUGCUGCUGAGAAUCUGGACGGGAACUGGAAGGUCCUAGCUGACAGACAGGCCCCUCAAUCCUGUCCUUGGAAGGAUUGUACAUAUACCUCUCGACCACGUAGAAACCAUGUAGGGGUCUCUAGCUAUUUCUGUGGAUGGCAGCCGGAGCAUGUUAGCUUAAGAAAAAUGUCGUGUGUGGUGCUCUAGUCAUCUGUGGUGGACAUGUCGCUGUUACGAAUUCGCACCAAAUAUUUCUCAUUGAGUUCUUUGUUUUGGUGCCUGACUGAACCAACAAACGACAGCCCAAAUCUUCCCAUCUUUAUGAGAAAAAAG
Messenger RNA from Neogale vison (American mink), 1609 nucleotides. It is a transcript of the gene ARK2C, whose product is annotated as ring finger protein 165. Lineage: Eukaryota; Metazoa; Chordata; Mammalia; Carnivora; Mustelidae. Gene Ontology annotation, biological process: motor neuron axon guidance; positive regulation of BMP signaling pathway. The record is from RefSeq and is a predicted model, not a curated record. The coding region runs from base 1 to 1020 and encodes 339 amino acids. Gene Ontology annotation, molecular function: ubiquitin protein ligase activity; zinc ion binding. The transcript is spliced from 8 exons.